Engraulis encrasicolus (European anchovy) is the source of this 1225-nucleotide messenger RNA. Its product is annotated as progranulin-like. Bases 145 to 1155 code for a protein of 336 amino acids. Gene Ontology annotation, cellular component: extracellular region. Lineage: Eukaryota; Metazoa; Chordata; Actinopteri; Clupeiformes; Engraulidae. The record is from RefSeq and is a predicted model, not a curated record. The transcript is spliced from 7 exons.
AAGUUCCAGGGGAAAUAAAAGCAGAUGACACAGAGAGAAGACUGUCACUGAUAGGAGUCAGACUGUAAGGAUAGGACUGGGCGAGUCAACAAGUGACAACCAAAGGAGAGCAAAACGCCACGGCCAAUCAGCUGUGGAAGCAAGAUGUUGGUCCAUGCUGUGCUGGCUUCCUUCUGUGUGUGCCUGGUGUCGGCCUCAGUCCUAUGCCCGGAUGGAAACACCUGUGCAGAGAAGAACACCUGCUGCCUGACCAACACAGGAUACUACGGCUGCUGCGUCUAUCCCUUCGCUGUCUGUUGUCCAGACCUGCUCCACUGCUGCCCGACCGGUUACCAUUGUGAAGAAGACACUCACACAUGCGUCAAACAAGGUCUGCCGUGGCUUAGGCUGCAAUGGAGCAAGAACACACCUGUCAAAAAGGAAACAUCCCAAACUGGCACAGCCCCCCAGCUUUCACUUCCCAAGCCUGAUAACAGCAUUGCCGUCAGAGAGUCGUCGGCCAUUUUGAAGAAGCCAUCCGGUGUUGGUCUUGACGUGGUGCACUGUGACAACUAUCACACCUGCCCUGAUGGUUAUACAUGCUGCAGAAGUGUGUACACAUGGGCCUGGGGCUGCUGCCCCUACAUCUUAGGCCAGUGCUGUGCAGAUGGUUUCCACUGCUGUCCUCAGGGCUCCACCUGCGACCUCUUCACCUUCCGCUGUUUGAGUGGUAGUGCCUCCAUACCUGCCUCUCCCCAAAUACCUGCUCUCAGGACUGACUACCUGGACCCGUGCUGUCUGAAUGGGGAUGAGGCAGGAUGCUGCCAGGUGGGGUUCCACUGUGAUAGAGAGCGCAGGGUCUGUGUGGCAGACUUGGCCCCUCUGGACAUCUGGACCACUCUGGAGGGGCAGGAGCUGGAGGCCCCCAGAGGUGGAGCAGUGGCCCUGAGGGGCGUCAUCCGCUGUGACGGAAGGUUCUACUGCCCCGCUGACCACUCCUGCUGUAGGACCCCCACCGGCGAGUGGGGCUGCUGCCCAUACCGGCUGGGUGUGUGCUGCACAGAUGGCAGACACUGUUGUGAUUAUCACAUGACAUGUGAUGAGUCCUCUUUGAGCUGUAAUCAAGGAGAGAACUCCAUCCCCUCAGCUUCCAUGGGCCAGAUACUGAGAAUCUGAUGCCUCAGAAGUCAGCACACUUCAUUCUAGAAUGGCAGUCAGCACGCUUCAUUCUAGAAUGGCAGUCAGC